This is a messenger RNA of Rubroshorea leprosula, 1206 nucleotides long. Lineage: Eukaryota; Viridiplantae; Streptophyta; Magnoliopsida; Malvales; Dipterocarpaceae. The record is from the annotation of a GenBank genome assembly.
ACGCUCAAGUACGUACUUCAGCUUUGCUGAUUGUAGAAGCAUUCGUUGGAUGCCGGAAUUCAAUCCGCGGAGAAAAAGAACAAUGGAUUAUUUGGGAAUUGAUUUCAGCUGCGCCAUCGGAUCUCUACGACACGGCAAGUUCCCGGAGAAAGACUGCUUACUUCCCCUCAUCUCCAAACUCCUCGGCUAUUGCAUCGUCGCCGCGUCCACCACCGUCAAACUCCCCCAGAUCCUAAAGAUUUUGAAGCAUAGAAGUGUUAGAGGACUCAGUGUUGUGGCCUUUGAGCUUGAAGUGGUUGGUUAUACCAUUGCCUUGGCAUAUUGCCUUCACAAAGGACUGCCCUUUUCAGCAUAUGGGGAAUUGGCAUUUCUUUUUAUCCAAGCUAUAAUUUUAGUUGCUAUAAUCUACUAUUUUUCUCAAGAUGUGGGUACCAUGACAUGGAUCAGGACAUUACUAUUUUGUGCUGUGGCACCAACUGUAUUAGCUGGUCAAAUUGAUCCUGUCCUUUUUGAAGCUCUAUAUGCAUCCCAACAUGCGAUUUUUUUCUUGGCCAAGGUUCCUCAAAUAUGGGAAAACUUUAAAAGCAAAAGCACAGGGGAGCUUAGCUUCUUAACAUUCUUCAUAAAUUUCGGUGGUGCUAUGGUGAGAGUUUUCACCAGCAUCCAGGAAAAGGCACCAACAAGUGGUAUCCUUAUGUCCAAGCAAUUUGAUAUCCUUGACUCCUUUGAAGUUACAUUGGGCUCUGUACUUAGUGUUUUGACAAACGGCACAAUCCUGAGUCAAAUUAUCAUAUACCAAAGGCCGUGUGCCCAGAAGGAAAAGAAAGAGGAUUAAACACAAACUAGAAGUCAUCUCUGGAUAGCUAAAGUCUCAUUCUUAGCACAAUAUUCAGAUGCUGCAGCUGGUGAGCAAGUGUGGCAAAACAGUAUAUGUUUGUAUUCAGUUCCUCGAUGUUUCAAUGGGAUAGCAUUAGCAGUAGUCACGAUACAGAAAGGAUACCUGACACUCUUAAUUUAAUGUUUCAUGAUGCAGAUUAGGGUUGAGAGAAAGCAAUUAAAUAGCUCAAGAUUGUCUGUUCGAUAUUCCUUUUUAAUAUAUAUGUUUCAUUCACUUGUAUUUUCGUGUCAGUCUGAUCUUUUGAAUUGCAUUAUCAUAAUCUGGUGAUCUCUUAAGAAGGCACUCAAGAAUUAAGAUAUUCUGGAUAA